CUAUCGGGUCCACCCUUGAUACAUCUACAAUCGCAUCCUUUUUUUUUCUUUCUUUUUUUCUUUUUGCAGCCAUGGCCGAAGACCCAAGAGACCGUUGGAGAGCAAUUUAUGAGCGACCUCCACCCUCCGGAGCCAUCAAGCGCGCUCCUUUUCCACCGGCGCCCAACUUGCACAGCGAGGUGACCUUUGCGCCGCAUGUGUGUCGCGACGAUGCGAAAGUGGCUUACCGCUUGUGGUCUCUUCCAGAUGGGGAGUUGGGGGCUACCAUGGAUGACCAAGCUCGCUUUUUGGAUCCAGUCUCGGAUGAGGAAACGGCGGCCAUGCCGAUGCAUGUCUUGGCCAAGAACGUCUAUGAUCAUCUGAUGCGAGACAAUUUAAUGCCGCCAACAGAUGGGGAAUGGGAGGCCAAAUGGCGGGCGACCGGAUUGGACCGAAGGAGUUGGAGCUAUAGGGAGAUUCUAGACGAUCUACGGGGCGACAGGACCAAAGUCGUUCGGGUCCAUGGGUACGAUGUCCUGACCUCGACCUACUGGACGGUCAUCCAGUUGAGAGAGGAACUGGAGAGGCGCGGGGUCCCCUCCAGAGGUCUGAAUUCACGCGAGUUACGCGAACGCCUCUACUACCACGAGCGAUAUAGCUUUCUGCGGCGCAGCGAUCUCUCGCACUGGGGGAUCACCCGAGGAGCUGGUGCAAGAUAUACGAUCCGACUGGAGGACGGGAACAACAAGCGCUAUAAUUGUCUCGAGAUGUACACCUGCGCCAUUAUAUUGAGCCCCUACAACCCGGCAUACUGGCUGAGCAGAGCCUACUGCCACUAUCAGCAGGCAUUCUUUGACCUGGCCAUUGGAGAUGCCUACCGCGCGCAACUCCUGUACGAAGUGCUCUUUGACCCGCUGCUGCGGAACCGGCAGUCCAAGCUCUACACGUCGAUUUGGCAUGCGAUCGAAGAGCAUAUUACGGUUGCUGCGAUGGGGAAUGAUGAACGGGAUGUAGACGCGUUGGAGAUGAUGCGCCGGGGAAACGGAGUCAACUCUUUCAUCCCGACCCUUCGGAAGGCCGCCCAGAAUAUCACCAAUCUCAGUCUGCUCGCGCUCCAGGAUUGGAACGACCAUAAGAUUAUGGAGAACAAUCUCAGACAGAAAGCCAUCAUGCCGGCGCGUGACUCGGAGCCCUUCACGAACAGGCUUUUGAUCGUGAAGCAGCAGUGCCUCGAUGACAUACGCGAGAGGAAGAAAGGGGCGGGGCCUUUUCUCUUCCACGAGACGAACAGCGGGAGCAUCCCUGGUGGCCGAAGAUACCCAUUUGAGCUGGAUGAUAAAUCCCGCUACGAUGACGAAUUCGUGGACCGACUGAGCCAACAUCUGUUUGCUGGGAACAAUCGGCCUAUUUGGACGUCGUGUAAGAUCGACAAGAGAAUGUUUCCCGACGACGCCACUACCACCGAUGACCAGGACCAGGAUCAGGACCAGAAGCCGGGCCUCGGGGUGUUCGCAGCGGAAGAUAUCCCGAGUCGAGGUCUGAUUUUUGCAGAAGAACCUUCGAUGAGAGGGCAUGUCCAUUGUUCUAGAUUGUAUGGAAAAGAACCACCGCUCGAAUACGACGACACUAGGUGUGAGAAUUGCCGUAAGGAUAUCCCACCCGACACCAUGGACAGAUAUGACGAAAUCAAAAACCAGUUGACCGGAGACGAUCAUCCUGAAGGGUGCAAAUGUGCCGAUGCAGAGAUGACAGUCUACUUCUGCCCAGCACAAAUUCUAGAAGAUGGCCAAUUGUCUUGCGCGCAGAUUGCUCGACAACUUUACCAUUUUGGGGCCUGCGGAAAGAGCUGGGGAUGGCUCCAUGAUGCCAUGCGACCUUGCACAUCCGUCUACCUCACGGACGGCAAAUACCACUUUUCACACACCAAUGAGGACCAUGGCACGCUGCUGAGCCUUCUUCUACGAGAGGUGUUUGACGUCACACUCCACAGGCGUGGGCAGAAUCCACAUCUCAUGGCCCAUGAGAUCGACGAGCUUCUCGUCCUAGAAGACCACCACGAUUGGGACUCGCGGAGCUUCCCAUUCACCCUGGCAGCCAACAUCCAAGUCCCCUUCAACAUCCUAAUGCAACUAGGGGUGGACAUCUUCCGCGAUCUCAGCUUCGACACCUGGGUGAUCCAAACCGUCCUAAGGAAGCUACUGGUCAACGCCCUCCCGUGGGAUCGCUCCUUGCGAGGCACCAAUAAACCAUAUAGAGACAAAACUCUACCAAGCUCCGGAGUGCAGCACCGAUGGACAGCGGAACCAGAAAGAUUCGUACCCUACGAUCCGGACUUCAAAAACCUAUAUCUCUUCCCUGGGUUCAGCAUGUUCAACCAUGCCUGCGGGGACAAAAGCAACGCCGCAUGGGCUUACGACAGGCAGGUACCGAACCGCGUGAUGGUAUGGGCCACCAAAAACAUCAAGCAAGGCGAAGAGAUCCUCCUCUCUUACCUUGAUGGGCCGAAGCCACCCGUGAGAUCGCUGACUCGGGUCCUGGGCAAACCCUGCGUUUGCGGCGCCGCCCACGAUGACAAUGGUACAUAUGCAAGCCGGGAUCCCCCGCCUGUCCCUCCGCAUAUAAACCCUACCCUGGCCCCCCACCCUGCCAAAACCCUCAUUCCUGCCAAGGCCGCCCACCCUAUCAAGGCCGCCAACCCUACCAAGGCCGUCCACCCUACCAAAGGCCCCCACCCUCACAAGGCCAUCAGACCUCCCAGAGCCAAGGCCCUCACAGCCGAUGAAUUGCUCUACAUAGAAGAACGAAGAAGAAGAAGCGAGCGUCAGCGGAACAGAGAAAAUCGCGCUGAAGAAGAGGAUGAUAUCUCACAUGGGGAUGAUCCAGAUGAAGGGGAAAUCUCACAAGAAGAUGAUACAGGAGAAGGGGAAAUCCCACAAGGAGAUGGUAUAGGAGAAGAGCAACAUAAUGGGCAGGCUGAUGGACAGGCUAAGAGAAAACGUACGAAGGGAAACUCUCCUGCUAGUGGUCGAAGGCCCAGACGGAAAGUUGCUAGGCGGUAACUUUUUUUCUAUUAUGUUCUAUCUAUCUUACUUCUAGUUUUUUGUUUGUUCUGCUCUUGUUGUUAUUCUGUUCUUGUCUUCGUUCUUGUUCCCAUUCUCAUUUUUUUGCUGCUGUUCUUGUC
Aspergillus candidus is the source of this 3160-nucleotide messenger RNA. RefSeq lists its product as uncharacterized. Gene Ontology annotation, molecular function: protein binding. Lineage: Eukaryota; Fungi; Ascomycota; Eurotiomycetes; Eurotiales; Aspergillaceae. The transcript has a single exon. The record is from RefSeq and is a predicted model, not a curated record. The coding region runs from base 72 to 3038 and encodes 988 amino acids.